Aspergillus nomiae NRRL 13137 is the source of this 1569-nucleotide messenger RNA. RefSeq lists its product as uncharacterized. Bases 1 to 1569 code for a protein of 522 amino acids. The record is from RefSeq and is a predicted model, not a curated record. Lineage: Eukaryota; Fungi; Ascomycota; Eurotiomycetes; Eurotiales; Aspergillaceae. The transcript is spliced from 4 exons.
AUGAGUCAGUCAAACGACCAAGCGAAUACUCUGAUCAUCGCCUUAAAAGAUCGUGGUAUUCCAUUGAAAUAUGCUGAGGUUGAAGCAGCUUUUACCGACGAGAAGGAAGCUGCCGAGAACGAAAAAUGGGUGAUGAAGUACCUGAACCACGACACUCUUUUGUCCCAAGAGGAGCUCACUUUGUAUACAAAACUCGAAAGGACCGGCUCUUUACAGAAUAUUAUUCAUAACCCCGAUACAAAUGCGGACCGACCGUUUCUCGAUGAAGACAUUCGGAGGGCGAUUGACUCGCUGAACGCUUCAACCGCUGUGAUCCAGAAACAAAAACAGAUUUUAGUAUCCCAAUGCGACAAUAGAGACAAAGGGCUUCGUAUAGAAGGUGAGCAACAAGUCAGACGCAAUAUUGGCAUAGAACACCUGCGUCAGAGAUGCAGAUCGGAAAGACAAAGCACGAGUGCCGCGUCUAUUGAAUUGGCUCAGGAAGUGAAAGCGGGUUUGAAAAUCGAAUCAGAGAACACAGCGGUGGAUAGUAAAAGGAUAUUGUCAACUCUCGCAGCUUGGCUAAAGGAGGACAAUAGAGUACUAGCAGAUCUAGAGCGGCUUGGAUCCGGUAUAGGACCUACUGGAGAUGACGCCUCUGUAGUGAAACGGACCUCCGAGUUGAGCACGAUACUUGCCCAAUGUCUUGGAGAAGAAAUACAAUGUCGGCUCGAUCGAGUUUACUUGGAGAACAUCCGAGCCGGCCAAUUCAAGGCCAAGCAGAAGCUUAAUGAUGCUGUUGAUGAAGUUUCGGUCGCACUGGAAGAAGAACUGGAGUCGCUGUAUCCAGAGAUUGACCUUCUGGCUGAGAUGUAUACGAAGCAACAGUACACCGCACCUGUGUCACGCGCGCUCCAAAAUCAUCACGACCAGUUGCACGUUGCUUCCCACAAGAAACUCAACUAUAUCUUAGACCUGGUCGCCGCUAUGACAUUAUCUACGGAACGUCUCACCAAAUCCCUGCAAGAUCGCGAGUCAUUCUGCGGGACUCUCGAAACUUUGAAUGCUACAUAUCGAGCCAAAGUAGGGAAUCAGUUUCAUGAAAUAUCUGUACCAAGACGAGAGGAUUUUAGGAGAAGUUCGAUUCAACCAACGUUGGCAUCCACGCCUCCUGUGAAACGCAUCGAUUCACUUUCUGAGUCCCAUGCCCUCGCCGCUGUCUUGCGCCGCACAGGCUUAUUUUCCGAGUCGGCGUUCCAACCCGAGGAAGAACUUAUGGGCAUUGAUAUGCUUUUUGACGCGAGACAUCACAUGUUCGACUGUCUGCAGAAUUACGACAUUGCUGCAGAUGCACCACUGAUGACCGAAAUGAUCUCGAGUGAUCAAGCAACCCGGCUUCUUUCGUCCUCCUUAAAUGUCAAUUCAUGCAUGAAGACUUUGCUCACGAAUGACAUUCAUGAGGCCGAGCUCUCUGACCUUCAACUAAAACUAGAGCAUGUACAAAACGGGGUUGAAAUGCUGGACCUGGGAGUAGUUUUCCAACGUGAUAGGAAUCGAGAGACGUUUGUUGAGAAGUGGGGGUUGACAUAA